Colossoma macropomum (tambaqui) is the source of this 1770-nucleotide messenger RNA. It is a transcript of the gene cbr1, whose product is annotated as carbonyl reductase 1. The coding region runs from base 120 to 950 and encodes 276 amino acids. The transcript has 4 exons. NCBI's taxonomy places the organism in Eukaryota, Metazoa, Chordata, Actinopteri, Characiformes, Serrasalmidae. Gene Ontology annotation, molecular function: carbonyl reductase (NADPH) activity. The record is from RefSeq and is a predicted model, not a curated record.
GACAGGCGAUCACGGUGUUAUACAUAUCGCAGCCCGAGUACGUCAAGUGCAGCAGCGGUUGUGUAAGUGCAAUUCUGCACUGAAAGGUCUGAGAGCUCCCACUAAACACUCCAAACGACAUGUCUGCUCGCAGAGUGGCCCUUGUGACCGGAUCAAACAAAGGGAUCGGGCUGGCUGUGGUGCGGGCCCUGUGUAAGCAGUUUGACGGUGAUGUGUUCCUGACGGCGCGGGACGUGGGUCGGGGGCAGGCGGCGGUGGAGGGGCUGAAGGGGGAGGGGCUGUCACCGCUCUUCCACCAGCUGGACAUCACUGACCCGGCCAGCGUCCGCACAGCGCGGGACUUCUUCAAGGCUCAGUACGGAGGGGUGGACGUCCUCAUCAACAACGCGGGGAUUGCGUUCAAAAUGGCAGAUACAACGCCCUUUGGGACCCAAGCUGAAGUGACUCUGCGGACCAAUUUCUUUGCCACCAGAGACAUGUGCAAUGAGUUCCUCCCCAUUAUCAAACCAGGGGGCAGGUUGGUAAACGUUUCCAGCGUGAUGAGCUCCAUCGCCCUGGGACGCUGCAGCCCAGACCUCCAGGCUCGUUUCCGCAGUGACGACAUCACUGAGGAGGAGCUGGUCGGGCUGAUGGAGCGUUUUGUGAAGGAUGCUAAGGAGGAUGCCCACUCCCAAAGAGGUUGGCCUAAUACAGCAUACGGAGUGUCCAAGACUGGCCUGACCACUUUGACCAGGAUCCACGCCAGGAAGCUGACUGCGGAGAGACCCGGGGAUGCAAUCCUGUGUAAUGCCUGCUGUCCAGGCUGGGUCAGAACAGACAUGGCAGGGCCAAAUGCUACAAAGUCGCCAGACGAGGGCGCUGUGACCCCAGUCUAUCUUGCCUUGCUACCACCUGGUGCCAAGGAGCCCCAUGGGCAGUUUGUGUCUGAGAAAAAGGUCCAGCCCUGGUGAAAGAGUGAGUGUGUAUUUGUGUGACUAAUUCUCAAAUGAUUCCCUAUGGUACUUAUAAUUCAUGAUUUGGUUGCAGAAGUAAUAUCAUGACCCCUUUUUUGCAUAAGCUGUAUAAUGAUUAGGGAGCCAUUUGCUGGGUGUGUUUGAGUGUGUGUGUCUCACUCCAAAGAUUCUUGAAAAACACUGACGUACUACUGAUCAUGUCCAGUUUAUGGAUUCCUGCAAAAAGGUCAGCUUUUUACAUUGCAAUUAAUUAUGACUAAUGUUUAAUGAAUAACAUUGUAAUCAUUAGAUAGACAGUACUGUGCAAAGAGGCUGUUUUUCAUUUAUUUAUUUUCCAGCCAAAAUGACUAAUCAGUAGCUAAUUUUUCAGUGUCAGAAAAAAACAGAAAACAUUCAACAGAAAGUUACACAGAAGCCACAGCAACUAAUAUCUUCCCUUUUUAGUGUGUCCACCUUUUGCCUUUUUUACAGCUUCCGUUCUCUUCGGGACAGGGGUAUUUUUCCACAUGUUCCAUACGUCUUUUAAACACUUCCAGAGUUCAACCUUAGAUGUUGGUUAUAUUUUCUACUUAUCAUGAUCCCAAACGCAUUCAGUGAUGUUGAGAUCCUUAGAAAUAUCUCAUGAAAAAUGAAUAGUUUGUACUUAAUGGUUGUGCUGACUGGAUAUUAAAUAUAUGAAUGGUGGUCUAUGACUUUUGCACAGUACUGUAUAUAUGCUGGUUAUAAUUAGAUCAAAUUGGUGCCUUUUUCACUCUGAACUCCAUCUGCAUUCACAGCUUGUAACUGUAAACUUAAUAAACUUAAUAAAAGAUUUUAA